ACCGAAUUGGAACUGAAUCGGGUUGAUGUUAGGGUUGGAUUAUCUGGUUCUUUGUAUUUUAUGGAUGGGUCUCCUCUAGCAGUACGGCAGUUGCGAAAUCUUGUUUCACAGGAUCCUGUGCUUUGCAGUGUGACGGUAGGUGCCUCUCAAUUUUAAAGAUGUGGCUUUUUGGUUCAAGUCUUAUACUACCCGUUCUUUGGAAGUGGGACUGUGGGAGAUUAUGAUGGCGAUUAUUCUGAAGAGGAUCCGCAAAUUAUGAGGCUAAAGAGAAGCUUAAGGCCAGAACUUGGAGAACCUGUGAUUUUGAGGUGUCAGCCUUACAAGAUUCCAUUGACUGAGCUUCUCUUGCCUCAUAAAAUUUCACCUGUUGAGUUUUUCCGUCUAUGGCCUAGUUUGCCAGCUAUUGUGGAAUACACUGGCACAUAUAUCUACGAAGGAAGCGGCUUCAAGGCUACCGCUGCACAGCAGUAUGGGUCAUCUCCUUUCUCGAGUGGACUGAAAUCGUUGUAUUCCAAGCCUUUUCAUAGAGUUUGUUCGCACAUUAUUCGCACUGUGGCUGGGUUUCAGCUAUGCUAUGCUGCAAAAACUUGGCAUGGAGGCUUCUUGGGCAUGAUGAUUUUUGGAGCUAGUGAAGUGAGCAGAAAUGUGGAUUUGGGUGAUGAAACAACCACAAUGAUGUACAAAUUUGUAGUCCGAGCUUCUGAUGCAUCGAUCACUAAACAUAUUGAAUCGGAUCCACAAGAUUGGUUGGAUGAUCUGACUGACGGGGGUGUUGAAUACAUGCCUGAAGAUGAAGUGAAGGUGGCUGCCGCUGAGAGGCUUCGAAUUUCAAUGGAACGUAUAGCCUUGUUAAAGGCUGCACAGCCAAAGAAAACUCCAAAAACUGAUGAUAAAUCGGAGGAUGAGAGCGAAGACGAAGAAGAUGAAGAUAAAAAGAAGAAAGAAGGCGAGGAAGAUGGUAAACCUAAAGGACCUUCAACACUGUCGAAGCUAAAAGAAGCCGAGCACCGUGCUCUUCAAGCUGCUGUGCUGCUGGAAUGGCACAUGUUGUGUAAAGAUCGAAACAUGAAGAUCGGUUAGCUUCCGUUAUAUUUC
Messenger RNA from Hibiscus syriacus, 1095 nucleotides. RefSeq names its product protein TPLATE-like. The record is from RefSeq and is a predicted model, not a curated record. The transcript has 3 exons. Gene Ontology annotation, biological process: endocytosis. Bases 256 to 1080 code for a protein of 274 amino acids. NCBI's taxonomy places the organism in Eukaryota, Viridiplantae, Streptophyta, Magnoliopsida, Malvales, Malvaceae.